AUGUCUUCCGGAGAAGCGCCCCCCCACAAAGCCAAUGACAUGCGUCAGGUCAACCGUGUCAUUACCGACCACAAUGAGAAAGGCGAAGCCAUCUUCUCGUCCCAAAUCCCAGAGCCUCUACCGGGUGUGACGAUUUACAAUGGUGCUGUGUUCAGUCUCGGAUACGCCACCAACGAGCGACCCGUCGGCCUGUCCAACAACAAGGACAUCGAGACAUACAAGCCGCUGCUGGCCAACCCGCCCGGCAUUGUGAUCCCCGGUGGCACCGUGGCUCGAUUCGUGGACACACCGCCCAACGCCCUCAGCCCCAUGCACCGCACCGUCAGUCUCGACUACGGCGUCGUGCUCGAGGGCGAGGUUGAGCUGAUCUUGGACUCGGGCGAGGUGCGGUUGCUGAAGCGCGGCGAUCUCGCCAUCCAGCGCGGCACCAUGCACGCGUGGCGGAAUCCCAGCAAGACCGAGUGGAACCGUAUGCUGUACUUCCUGCAGGAGAGCGAGCCUGUCAUUGUGAAUGGUAAGGCUCUGGAGGAGGACUACGGUGACAUGAAGGGCCACGUCGAGGACAGCAGUGCGAAAUAA
Neoarthrinium moseri is the source of this 579-nucleotide messenger RNA. RefSeq lists its product as uncharacterized. The record is from RefSeq and is a predicted model, not a curated record. The coding region runs from base 1 to 579 and encodes 192 amino acids. The transcript has a single exon. Lineage: Eukaryota; Fungi; Ascomycota; Sordariomycetes; Amphisphaeriales; Apiosporaceae.